AUGGAAGAACAGUCAAAGGAAGAAGAACUCCUCCAACUGCGUUUGGAGUAUUUGAAGCUACGGCGGAAAUUAUCUUUGUUGGAAGGAAACACCCUGCACGAAGAUCCGUCAGGUGUGAAAACCAGUACUGCCACAACUUCGCCACCGUUUUCGGGAAAUAUAACGUCACAAGCAAAUGAAAGUGACAUCUCCAAGCUGGCUUCUGUGAUCAUAGCAGCAACCAAGAAUACAAUGUGCAAUCAUAGUCUUGAUCUCCCGAAAUACAACGGAUCACAUAGUGAGUGGCUUGCGUUUCAAGCGGCAUAUAUGCAAACAGCACGACACAUGACGGAUGUAGAAAAUAUGGCCCGCCUCCGAAGAUGCCUAGUAGGAAAGGCGAAAGAAGCUGUAAAAAACUUACUUAUAUACCAAAGUGACCCUCUAAAGAUUAUGAAAUCAUUAGAGUCUCGUUUCGGCCGACCCGACGCAAUCGCAAUUACUGAAUUGGAAACGUUAAAAAAAUUGCCAAAACCAGGCAUCGCGCCACGAGAUCUCUGCAUUUUUACAACUACAUUUUGCAAUAUAGUAUGUAGUCUGGAAGCUUUAGGAAAAAUAUAUUAUUUGUACAACCCAGAAAUUACCAGAUCUACAGUAGAGAAGUUAUCGCCGACACUGCAACAUCGAUUCUUCGCGUAUGCAGCGCAACAACCAAAACAAGAAGCAGAUCUUCUAAAGUUGAAGCGAUUUUUAUGCAUAGAGGCAGAAAACUGUGCACCCUUCGCUCGUCCCGAAUCCAAUUUUGUGUCUGAGAAACCGCAAAUAAAGUUUCAACGAGCCUACGAGACUGAAAUGAAAGAAAAACCUCAAGCGAAGUUGCAACAAGGCUACGUAACCAAAGACCUAAAAGUGUGUGACAAAUGUGUUAUUUGUGACGAAAACCAUAAUACUGUGAAUAACGAAAAGGCGCAAGAUCUUCUCGAACAGCAGACGCAUCAAGAAGUAGAUGGGAUUUUCGAAACGACAAUGAAAAAUCACAGCCCUCCUGAAACUUACAACAUCGCUCACAAAAGUAAGCAAGCGGUUGGAAUACAGUUAGAUCGUAUUUCAGAACUCGAAACGAGAUACGAACAAGAAAUAAAAAUAAACACUGAUACCAAUAAGAAUCUUGUUGAAGAUGUCGCAAUUAGUAACGUAAAUAACAUCGCAAUCGUGGAACAAGCUACACCUCUAAAAGUUCGCACAGGUCACGCCGAUACGUCGACAACUUAUAAAAGCGUCUCUAUAAACGAUGAUCAAGUGAAGCGUCCCAAUUUGCAACUGAAGCCAAUAGUCAAGAGUCCAAUAAGAAGGCAAUUAAAUAGCAUGGUUAUUAAACGUCACACACAAGAGUCAAUCGGGAAAAUUAUAAUACGCACUAAAGGAAUAAACGUGUUUGGACAACGUGCAAAGGGGAAAAACAGAGUUUAUAUGAUCGUAAAGAGGAAAAGACUGAAGCUAUUAAAAUGUCUUUCUAGCAAACAUCGUUCCAAUUGGAAACGAGAAGAAAUGGUCCGUAAGUGGAAAGCGUACUCGAGCAAGGAAAGGAUCCAGCAAAACUCUCGUGUGCAGGUACAGUACCGGCGGGAGCCCCACGACACGGGAAAAGUAAAGAUAGGUUUUGUGGACUUUACAAGCGACAAUUGCCUUCCUUACAAGAAGUGGACAUAUGACAUAGUCGCUGACACAAUCCUAAGUCAAGAGGGUGAUAUUAAAGUAGCGGAUCCAAUAACUGAGAGCAUCCCAGAACGGCCGGCUAGAAAACCAAUUAUUUUACCAACUAACGGAGCCAUCCUUCACCAUGGAGACGAUGCGUCGUCGGUCAAAGACAACCGAGCGACGCACGGCGGGAGAAUGUUCCGGACAGCUCGCGUUAGGUUUAAAGCAUAG
Messenger RNA from Leptosia nina, 1905 nucleotides. The record is from the annotation of a GenBank genome assembly. Lineage: Eukaryota; Metazoa; Arthropoda; Insecta; Lepidoptera; Pieridae.